AUGAAUCCGUCACGCGAUCCGGAAAAGGACCCUUUUCCGUCGGAAACGGCUUCUGAGCAGAGGGACGAACAGAGCCAGACCAGCGAUAGCGAGGAUGAGAUCACAGAAAUCGGCCGCGCAGGAGAUGGGUCCCCGGAGCCCGCGCCGGACCCGGACCCAUCCGCCACCGCCACCGCCGCCGCCGCCGGCAUCCCGGUCACUAGAACGUCCACCCGCUCCGGUCCUCCGGUCCUCAUUCCCCGGUCGAAACGGCGAGGACUGUUCGGGCAGCUCGCCGUCAUACCGGAGGUAGAAAGCCCGUAUACUUAUACCAAUAAGACGAAAUGGACCAUCACCCUAAUCAUUGCUCUCGCGGCGGCUAUGGCUCCUAUGGGAUCCUCCAUUUUUUACCCCGCACUCCCCCAAAUGUCCAAGGACUUUGGCGUCUCGCCGACGAUAACCAACCUCUCCGUGGCCUUCUACAUGCUCGCCAUGGCCAUCUUCCCGCUGUGGUGGUCCUCCUUCUCCGAGACCCUGGGCCGCCGCACCAUCUACCUCAUCUCUUUCGCCCUCUUCAUCGUCUUCUCCGUCCUGAGCGCCGUGAGCGUCAACAUCGAGAUGCUCAUCGUCAUGCGCCUCCUCGGCGGCGGCGCCAGCGCCAGCGUCCAGGCCGUCGGCGCAGGCACCAUCGCCGACAUCUGGGAGCCCCGCGAGCGCGGCCGCGGCAUGAGCAUCUUCUACCUCGGGCCCCUGUGCGGCCCCCUCUUCGCCCCCAUCAUCGGCGGCGCCCUCUCCCAGCGCUUCGGCUGGCAGUCCACCAUGUGGGCGCUCGCCAUCUACGGCGGGCUGGUCUUCAUCAUGGUCCUGUUCUGCCUGCCCGAGACCCUGCCCCGGCCGAAACCGCCUCCAGCUCCUCUCCCUUCUCAGGGCGACAAGAAUGAACUCUCCAGGACCAAGACCACGGAGUCGGUCAAGGUGCACACGAAGAAGGCCGCGGCGACGGCGAAGAAGUUCUUCCUCGACCCGCUGUCCGUGCUGCUCUACCUACGCUUCCCGCCGGUGAUCAUCACGGUGGCCUUCGCGGCCAUCACCUUCGGCGCGCUCUUCUUCGUCAACAUCUCCGUCCAGUCGACCUUCAGCAAGGAGCCGUACGGCUUCAACCAGCUCAUCAUCGGCCUGUUCUACUUCCCCGCGGGCCUCGGCUACUUCAUGGCCUCCAUCCUCGGCGGCCGCUGGCUCGACUUCAUCAUGGCGAGGGAGGCCAAGAAGGCCGGCCGCUACGACGCCAACGGCAAGCUCAUCAUGCUCCCCGAGGACAGGAUGCGCGAGAACGCCUGGAUCGCCGCGACCAUGUACCCGGCCUCCCUGAUCUUCUACGGCUGGGUGGUCCAGAAGGGGCUCUUCUGGUUCGUGCCGUGCAUCGGCCUCUUUACUUUUGGAGCCGGCUCGAUGCUCGUUUUCGGCGCCGCCACCACCAUGCUAACGGAAUUCAUGCCGGGACGCAGCUCCGGCGGCGUGGCGCUGAACAACCUGAUAAGAAACAUCUUCUCGUGCAUAGGCGCAAUCGCGGCACAGCCCGUCAUCGGCGCCAUCGGCAACGGGUGGCUCUUCACGAUACUGGGCAUCUUCACGUGGAUCACGGGGUACCUGUGCGUCUGGGUCCUGCGGAAGAAGGCCCCCGAAUGGAGAAAGGAUAUGGAUAGAGCGUUGAACAAGUCGUAG
Messenger RNA from Colletotrichum karsti, 1701 nucleotides. Its product is annotated as MFS multidrug resistance. The record is from RefSeq and is a predicted model, not a curated record. Bases 1 to 1701 code for a protein of 566 amino acids. The transcript has 3 exons. Gene Ontology annotation, molecular function: polyamine transmembrane transporter activity. Gene Ontology annotation, biological process: transmembrane transport; intracellular polyamine homeostasis. Lineage: Eukaryota; Fungi; Ascomycota; Sordariomycetes; Glomerellales; Glomerellaceae.